AUGGUAUUACUAUUUUCAGGUGGAAAAGAAUGGCGUCUUAUGGAGCAAUAUGUGGUUGACACAUUGCAAUCUAUUUUUGCGGCAGACAGUUUGGAAACCACUCGUCCAAUGAAUUAUGGCGUACAAAGUCCUCAACAAAUCAAAUCCGUUUUUGAUGGAAUUGCUUAUGAUAAAGCUGGAACCGUAAUCAGAAUGAUGCAACAUGCACUCACAGAUGCAGUAUUCAGCAAAGGAUUGAACACAUAUCUUAAUAAUAAAAAUCACUCCCAUGCAAACCCGAAAAAUCUUUACGAUGGUCUGCAAACACAAGUAGCAAAAGUAGAAGGCACUUUGCCAAAAGAUCUAACAGUUGAAAAAAUUAUGGAUUCCUGGCAAACCAAAAAGGAUAUCCAAAUGCAAGCCCCAGGAAUAAUUUUGUCGUUAAUUUUUUUGGCGACCUGCGUUUUAGCUGGUCCAACCACUCCAAGAAAAGAUGUUAGCCCACCAGUUGUCGAUACAAAAUAUUAUCGAUUACCAAAAAAUAUAAAACCUCUACAAUACGAUGUUACACUCGAAACUAGAUUAGAUCCAGAAUUCAACUUCAAUGGGUCAGUUGUCAUACAUUUGACGCCUUUGGAAAACACCAAAAAUAUAACAUUACAUCACAGAAGAUUAAGAAUAAAAGAUGAUUCAAUUAAAGUCCAUGAUAGUAGUGCAAAUGAUGUAAAUCAUUUGAAACCUGAGUAUAAUAAAGAGCUUGAACAGUACACCAUCUUUUUCGACAAAGAUUUAAAAAAAGAUUUAAAAUACUUCCUAUUCAUCGAGUUUGAAGGUGACUUGGACAGAAACAUGGAUGGUUUUUAUAGAAGUUUCUACAAAAAGGGCGAAACAAUUGAGUGGUUGGCAUCAACGCAAUUCGAAUCAACUUCAGCAAGAAUGGCUUUUCCCUGUUUCGACGAACCUCAUCUUAAAGCAGUUUUCCGACUUACUUUAAUAAAUGACAAAAAAUAUUCUGCUAUAUCUAAUAUGCCAAUAAAGGCAGCAGAUAAAGUAGAUUAUAACGACACCCUUAUAAGUACGGAAUUUGACGAUACACCACUAAUGUCAACUUACUUGCUGGCAUUUGUAAUUUCGAAAUACGAACACAAAAGUAAUGGACCAGAUUUUGAAGUUUAUGCUGAAAAAGAUGAUUUGGAAACAGCCGAAUAUGCAAGAACUAAAGGAAAAGAAAUUUUACAAAGUCUUGAAACAUAUCUUGGCAUCAAAUUCGAAAUUCCAGUGAUGAAGCAGAUUGGAAUCCCUGAUUUUGCUGCAGGUGCCAUGGAGAACUGGGGUUUGGUAACUUAUAGGGAAACGCGAUUGCUGUACAAGGAAGGACAUUCGACCAUGUCUGAUAAAAAGGCAGUAGCUUGCGUUAUUGCUCACGAAUUCGGUCACCAAUGGUUUGGAAAUUUGGUGUCACCUGAAUGGUGGGAAUACAUUUGGUUAAAUGAAGGAUUUGCCACAUUUUUCGAAUAUUUUGCAGCAGAUAAAGUAAACUAUUUUUAUAAAUUAGUAGAGAUCUAUCCAGUAUGAAUUUUUUCUAUGGUAUUACUAUUUUCAGGUGGAAAAGAAUGGCGUCUUAUGGAGCAAUAUGUGGUUGACACAUUGCAAUCUAUUUUUGCGGCAGACAGUUUGGAAACCACUCGUCCAAUGAAUUAUGGCGUACAAAGUCCUCAACAAAUCAAAUCCGUUUUUGAUGGAAUUGCUUAUGAUAAAGCUGGAACCGUAAUCAGAAUGAUGCAACAUGCACUCACAGAUGCAGUAUUCAGCAAAGGAUUGAACACAUAUCUUAAUAAUAAAAAUCACUCCCAUGCAAACCCGAAAAAUCUUUACGAUGGUCUGCAAACACAAGUAGCAAAAGUAGAAGGCACUUUGCCAAAAGAUCUAACAGUUGAAAAAAUUAUGGAUUCCUGGGCAAACCAAAAAGGAUAUCCAGUAAUCACAGUGGAAAGAAAUUACGAAAAGAACACAGCAACCAUCAAACAAGAACAUUUCUUACUGAACAAGAAAGUAGUUGACGACAAACAAUUUUGGUGGGUUCCAAUAAAUUACGCGAGUGCUAAAGAAACUAGCUUUGAUGAAACCAAACCUACAUUCUGGCUUGAUAAUACUGGAAAACCAUUUACAUUUAACUUGACAGAAACAGAAGAAGAUUGGAUCAUUUUCAACAAACAACAAACAGGUUACUACAGAGUCAAUUACGACGAAACAAACUGGAAGUUGAUCACAAAUGUCUUGAAGACAAAGGAUCAAAUGAAGAAAAUUCAUCCAGUAAAUCGUGCUCAAUUAAUCGAUGAUGCUCUGAAUUUGGCAAGAUCAGGAAGAUUGCCUUAUAGCACAGCAAUGCAGUUGGUCACAUAUUUAGCAGAUGAAGAUGAUUAUAUACCUUGGGUUUCGGCCAACAAUGGACUCAUGUACUUGGACAGACUUUUGGCCAACAGCGAGGGAUAUGAUGAUUUUAAGAAACUUGUUAGUGUUGCUGUAGAUGGUCUUUACAAGAGUACUGGAUUCGAUGUGAAACCAGAAGACAAACAAGAUAAAAUAUUCGCCAGAAAUAUCGCUCUAACAUGGGCUUGCAAAUAUGACAUUUUAGAAUGCAGACAAAAAAGCUCAGAAAAAUAUGAAUCUUGGAAGAAUGGUACAGCAGUAUCAGCUGAUCUACAGAAGUUGGUAUAUUGCAACGUACUUAGAAUGAACAAGAAUUCAUCGGCAGAGUGGGAUUAUCUCUGGAAUAAAUAUACAAAUAGUACAGUAGCAUCAGAAAAAGUUUUGUUGUUGUCUGCUUUGGGAUGCACAGAAAAUGAAGAUUUGCUCAAAGGUUAUUUAGAUAAAUCUCUAAACGAUACCAAAAUUAGAGACCAAGAUAGAGCAAGUGUUAUGAGCGCCGUAUACACUUCUGGACCAGUUGGUUUAAAAGUAGCUUUAGCAUACGUAGGCGAAAAAUUAUUCGAAGUUAAUGCAAAAUACAGCGUCGGCAGUGUCUUGUCAGGCAUUUCCACCAGAUUAACUACAGAAACAGAAAAGAAACAGAUUGAAAAAAUUAUCAACGAUCACAAAGACGAUCCUAAAUUCGAAUCAAUAAAGGCAUCUGCAGAAUCUGCUCUUAAGAAUGUUAAUGACAACAUGAAUUGGUUGAAGGAACAUGAAGAAACCAUUGCAGGAUGGAUGGCUGACCAUCAUAGAGGUAGUGCCCACAAAUUUUCAGGAACCGGAAAAAUGUCCAAAUUAACAUUAUUUCAUUUAAAUAUCCUUAUUUUAUACUAUAUUUAUAGUGUGAGUGCAAAUGAUAGUGAUUACAGAUUACCAGGAGACAUUGUGCCAAGAAAAUAUGUAGUCGAAUUGGAAACAAAACUAGUGCCAAGUUUUGAAUUUAGCGGAUCUGUCUCCAUCCUAAUUGAAGUUAUAAAACCUACGACUGUUAUAAGUUUGAACUCAUAUAGACUAGUUUUUUUCAAUGACAAUGUUAAACUCAAAACUAAAUCUAGACGAGAAAUUAAAGUAGCAAUGGUGCACAUAGAUAAUACCUAUCAAAUUGCGGAUAUAUUAGUUGUUGAAAAAUUGGAAAAGGGAAAGGAAUAUAUUUUGGAAAUAAAAGGCUUCAAAUCUACUUUGAGAGAUGACAUGGCUGGCUUCUACAAAAGUUCAUACAAAACGCCAAAAGGAGAAACAAGAUGGUUGGCUACAACCCAGUUUCAGGCAACUCAUGCCCGUAGUGCUUUCCCUUGUUUCGAUGAACCAGCAAUGAAGGCCCAUUUCGAAAUCAGCCUUAUACACCAUGAAAAAUUGAAAGCAAUUUCCAAUAUGGGUGUAGCAAAGGAAGAAAACUUAGAUAACAACCGAAAAAGAACAACAUUCGAACAAUCAGUUCUCAUGUCUCCAUACCUGGUGGCGUUUAUUAUCUCAGAUUUCGAAUAUGUAGAAAAAAUUUCAGGACCAGUAAAAUACAGAAUAUAUACUGAUCCUUUCUCGAUUGAUCAAGCUGACUAUGCAUUGACUAUGAGCCCAAAAAUUUUAACGGCUUUGGAACAACUCACAGGUGUAAAAUAUGUUUUGAACAAGUUGGACCAAGCAGCCAUUCCAGAUUUUGCUGCUGGAGCUAUGGAAAAUUGGGGAUUGUUAACAUACAGAGAAUUGUUUUUAUUAUAUAACAAGAAUGAAUCGACAACUAAAAGCAAGGAGGAAAUUUUGAGUAUAGUUGCUCAUGAAAUGACUCAUCAAUGGUUUGGCAAUUUGGUGACUUGCGACUGGUGGGAGCAUACUUGGUUGAAUGAAGGAUUUGCCAAUUACUUCCAACACUAUAUUCCAUCACAGAUAGAACCUUCCUGGAGAAUAUUGGAUCGUUACAUUGUGGAUGUAACUCAAAGGGUUUUACUAAAGGAUGCUUUGCACACGACGAGACCGAUGUCACAUCCAGUCGCAAGUCCUUCAGAAAUAUCGGCGGUUUUUGAUUCCAUUUCUUACGAGAAAGCAAGUUCUGUAAUUCACAUGAUGAUGCACGCUUUCAACAUCGAGAAAUUCAUGAAAGGCCUCCAUGAAUAUUUAAAAACUUAUUCUUUCAAAUCUACAAUUCCCAAAGAUCUAUUCGACGUGUUAGCCAAUGAACAUAAUGGGACCACAGAUAUUCCUAAAGAGACUACCUUACAAGAAAUUUUCAAAAGUUGGAGCACCCAAGCCGGAUUUCCUUUAGUCACUGUAACUAGGGAUUAUGCCACUGGUGCAAUGACACUCUCACAAGAACGAUAUUUCAAUGUUCAACCCGAAGAAAAAGACAAAUCUGCGUGGUGGAUACCAAUAAACUUCAUGACCUCGGAAAACAUAAAUUCCUCGGAUACAAAACCAACUCAUUGGAUGAAUAAAGAUGGAAAACCUUUGACUAUUGAAGUAGGAAAUAAAGAUGGAUGGGUUAUUAUAAAUAAACAGAAUUCAGGUUACUAUCGCGUGAACUACGAUAAGGACAACUGGAAAAAGCUUGCAGAUGUCUUGAAAAGUCCUGAAUUUGAAAAAAUCCACGUACUCAACAGAGCCCAAAUUUUAGACGAUUCUCUAAACUUGGCCAAAACUGGAAAACUUGAUUAUGAAUUGGCCUUAGACAUUUUAGAUUACUUGCACCACGAAUUGGAUUACGUGGCUUGGAAAGCAGCUGAAGAAGAUCUCAAUUUUCUCGAUAAUAUGCUGAGUGGAACAAAAGUCUACCCCAAAUUUAAGAAAUUUGUAUUGCAUUUAGUGAACAAAGUUUAUAAUAAAAUGGGAUUUGAGCAACAAGAUGCUAAUGGGCACAUGGACGUUUUCACUCGCAUAAAUGCUCUAACAUGGGCUUGUAAAAUGGACCUUCCAGAAUGUCUUGGCAAGUCUCAUGAUCGUCUUACUGCCUAUAUGAGACCUCCAUAUGUGAAAGUUCCACCAAAUUUACACAAUGUAGUAUAUUGCACUGGAUUAAAACAUGGUGGUAAAACAGAGUGGGACUUCUUGUGGAAAAAAUAUCUUGAUAGCCACUUGUCUUCUGAAGCAAUAAUCUUGUUAAAUGCUUUGGGUUGUAGCAAAGAUCCUGAUAUUUUAAGGAGCUACUUGGAAAAAACUGUAGAACCUGAUUCGAAAAUCAGAGAUCAAGAUAAAUUCCGUGCUAUGUAUUCUGUAAUCAGACAAGGAAGUGAUGGAGUGACAAUUGCAUUAGAAUUUAUGCGUAAUAAAUUGCCAAAAAUGAUUGAACAAUAUACAAGCUUGAAUGCGCUCAAAAAAGUUUUCGAAACUGUAGGCGCAGCAAUUUCAAACGAAAAACAAGAAGAACUGCUUCGUGAAAUUAUUGCUAAAUACAAUUCUACAUUUUCGGAUUCCCUAAUGCAAGGUGCAAAAACUGCUUUAGAUGCCAUGGAAGAUAAUAAAACUUGGAGAGAUAAAAAUUUAGCUACUGUGACAAGGUGGUUUGAAAAACAGCCUGAAGUUUAUCCUAAUAAUGCAACAAAACUAGUCCAAAGUAUUUUAUUAUUACUUGUAUUGAUAUUCAAUAUUGUAUUUAUAUUUUAAUAUAUAACAUCAGUAAUACA
Messenger RNA from Ctenocephalides felis (cat flea), 6062 nucleotides. RefSeq lists its product as uncharacterized. Gene Ontology annotation, molecular function: zinc ion binding; metalloaminopeptidase activity; peptide binding. The transcript has 29 exons. NCBI's taxonomy places the organism in Eukaryota, Metazoa, Arthropoda, Insecta, Siphonaptera, Pulicidae. Gene Ontology annotation, cellular component: cytoplasm. Gene Ontology annotation, biological process: peptide catabolic process; proteolysis. The record is from RefSeq and is a predicted model, not a curated record.